Molecule: messenger RNA, 225 nt
Organism: Aspergillus caelatus
Lineage: Eukaryota; Fungi; Ascomycota; Eurotiomycetes; Eurotiales; Aspergillaceae
Exons: 2
Coding region: 1-225 (74 amino acids)
Source: RefSeq, a predicted model, not a curated record
AUGCGACAUAGGUUGAUCGUCGCAGCAUUGGGUGCACUGCACAUGCAGGCAGCGAGAUCAGGAGAUCUGUUCCUGGAAAUGGGAAAUGAUCAGAUGGGGUCUGAUCAUGGUUCGCGUAAGGAGGUGGCCAAGAAAUGGGUGGUUGAUUUGAUACAAAUUACGCUGUGGGAGCUGUCCAUUUUCAUAGUCGCCACCCUUAUUAAUGAUCAUACAGUCCGCCAGUAA